This is a messenger RNA of Punica granatum (pomegranate), 1968 nucleotides long. NCBI's taxonomy places the organism in Eukaryota, Viridiplantae, Streptophyta, Magnoliopsida, Myrtales, Lythraceae. The record is from RefSeq and is a predicted model, not a curated record.
UAUAUAAGCAUCUGUGUGGGAGAUUCUUAAUUCGAUCUUCAUCUCUCCCUUGGUUUCAAACCUCCGGUCGCUCGUCGUUCUACAAUAGCAUAUUGCCUAAUCAUCGGGUGAUGAAGCUUGGCUGGCGCCACAAGCUCAAGCCUCCAUCUCUGGGGCACAGUUAGUGCCUCCCCCAUUCUUGUUGUCUCAGUCAGCAAUUCCGGUUACUUAAAUUCUUCCAAUUAGAAUAUGGAAUUCGUAUAAUUGUUUGCAGUAUUCUUGCCUGUAGCUAAAAGCACUAACGCUAAAUGGAUCUAUGGAUAUGGACGAGGAUCUUCCCCAAGGGAACGUGGGAAUAGCAUGGCUCAUAACCGGCCAUCAAGCGUUAGCCAAGAGUACAAGGCAGCCCUCAGAACAGAUUCGUACGUGGAACUCUGGAAUAAAGUCCAGUCCCAGCUCAUGAGAUCGACGAGCAUCGGUCUCCUCACCUCGGUGUCCUCAAGAAACCUCUUCAUAGACCACUUCUCCAAUACCCUGCUUGAGCCAGGCAGAGAAACUUUGGCAGGCAUGAUCAAGAACCUGCGCCUCCAUCACCUCCUUGUGGAGUACUUCGAGGCGAGCUCCGAAGCGUGUGACGUUUGUCAGCUCCUUCUCAUCGGGGUUUACCAGACUAGAGUGAACUACAAGCGGAUUAGGAAGGUCAUCAAGCUGACUCGCAGGGCCAACGACUGCUCAAGUAAUUAUACCGACUGUCAGUGCAAAGUCAUCUCCCGAGAACUUGGAGCAUUCUCAUCGCUAAGGAAUCCAUUAUCAGUUGUCAGCCCAGUGCAGUUCCAUGAUAUGAAUGAAAGCUCCACAAUCCUCCUCCAUGAGCUCAUUGAGAAGCGUGAGAGGAUCAAGAGGAAAGCGAAGCUGGCUAGAUUCUGUGAGCAAACCGGAAGUUGCUGCCUGGUUGUCUCGUGCGGGGUAAUGGCAAUCGCAUCAUUCGUGCUUGCGGCCCACGGUGUGCUUCUGGCAGUGGCUGUCCCAGGGCUAAUAUCUUCGUGCUUCGGCUUAGGGCUCUUCCCUACUAAUAAAAAGAAAGCGAUCAAUGACAGCCCACUGUCAACAUUUUCAACGAAAUGGAAUAAGAAUAAGAGCCACAAAAACAAGAGGCUGAGAGUACAGCUCGAUGUGGCAGCGAAAGGGCUUUACGUACUGCUCAACGACAUGGGCACAAUGGGCAGCCUCCUGGGGAGGCUGCAAGAUGAGAUCGAGCACACCCUAGAGUGGGCUGACAUGGGAGCUAAGAAUUCAAAGAGCGAUAAGAUUCUCAGGGAAGUCAUCAGGGAACUCGACUUGAACUGUCUAUGCUUCAUGGAGCGGCUAGAGGAGCUCGAGGAACACAUCUACCUGUGCCUCCUCACCAUUAACAAAUCCAGAAGGUCUCUCCUUCAAGAGAUAAUGAUGUCCUCUCCAAGGCAAGAGGAUGGCAAAUGACUAUCGGGAACAUUGAUCGAUGUUCGGGAUUGCCCUGAUACAAUCUACUGAUUCGUGAUUCACUAAAAUUUGACAUCAAUUCGUUCCUUUUCCAUUAACAUAUUAGGUUGACCAUACUCAGAGUCAAUAUUAUUCUCUGUGACUUUCAUUAAACCUGAAACUACCGCGUCUUGUAUCUGCUUCUAUUGCCAUGACUUGGGAUCGUCGAGUUUAAUUAAGCGAGGGGGACUAAAUUGGGUCUGAUGAUGAGUUGGCCCUAAUCAUACUAUUCAGAAGAAUCAUAUAUUGAUUCUUUGGCUAUUCGGUUCAUUAGCGUUGAUUUGUCUUUUUAUUCAUUUUCAACGCAAAAAACGUGCCUUGGAUGCAUUUACAUCAUGCGCGUUUCUAUGAACUGUGAUGUAAUGCUAUCAGCAGAGAGACAUUUUAUUUUACUUUUUUAGAAUUAAUUGGAUUAGUGCUUUGGCAUGUUAGAUAUCAUAUCAAUCUUAAGCAAAUUUUUAUUUUCAAUUA